AUGGCCUUCGUCCAGCAUUUGGUCUUUCUGACCUCCUUCCUCACCGUCUUCGCGACCCUCCUCGCCACUUCACGCUUCUUGGGCCAAAAACUGCGUGAGGCGGGAUACGACAUCAGAAGGCUCAUCCUCUACGGCUUGGACGACAUCAUAGACGAACCGCCAGCUCAUACAUCACAAGAAAUGGCCGCUGUCCUCCCCGACUUCGUGCAGGAUUUGCUCAAGCAGUAUAACCUGACGCCUGCCGAUCUCCAAGCACCGCUUGCGAUCUUCGUCACGCUCGCCACGACUUUUGUGCUUUACAAAACAUUCGCCAGUGGUUCGAAGCGCAAGCCAGUCCUCGACCCGAAGGAGUGGAAAUCUUUCCCCCUCGUGGAGAAGAUCAUCAUCUCCCCCAACACAGCCAUCUACCGCUUCAAACUGCCGCACCCGGACGAUGUGCUCGGCCUCCCUACUGGCCAGCACAUCUCCGUGUCUGCCGAGAUUGACGGCAAGGAGAUUAUGCGCUCGUACACCCCUACGAGUAAUGACGAUGACCGCGGCCACUUCGAUCUCCUCGUGAAGGCGUAUGAGAAGGGUAAUAUCUCCCGUUACAUCUCGCUUCUCAAGGUCGGCGACCAUGUCCGCAUCAAGGGACCCAAGGGCCAGUUCAACUACCGCAAGGACCUGUCUCGCCACAUUGGUAUGAUCGCUGGUGGAACAGGUAUUACCCCCAUGCUUCAGGUCACACGUACGGCGCUCCGCGACAGUUCCGACAAGACCAAGUUCAGCCUCAUCUACGCCAACGUGAACGAGGAGGACAUCUUGCUUAAGCAAGAACUCGAUGAGUUGGCUGCCAAGUACCCGAACCGCUUCACUGUCUACUACGUGCUCAACAAUCCUCCUGCGGGCUGGACUGGCGGUGUCGGCUUCGUCAGCAAGGACCAAAUCGCGGAGCACAUGCCGCCGACAAGCGAAGACAUCAAGGUUUUGCUGUGCGGCCCUCCGCCGAUGAUGACGGCCAUGAAGAAGCACCUGGCCGAGCUUAAUUACCCGGCGCCACGCACCGUCAGCAAACUUGUUGAUCAGGUCUUCCUCUUCUAA
Molecule: messenger RNA, 1080 nt
Organism: Peniophora sp. CBMAI 1063
Lineage: Eukaryota; Fungi; Basidiomycota; Agaricomycetes; Russulales; Peniophoraceae
Source: the annotation of a GenBank genome assembly